Paramecium sonneborni is the source of this 390-nucleotide messenger RNA. The record is from the annotation of a GenBank genome assembly. NCBI's taxonomy places the organism in Eukaryota, Ciliophora, Oligohymenophorea, Peniculida, Parameciidae.
AUUAAAUCUAAAUGGGAUGUGUUACAACAAAAAAAUUGACUAUAAUUUAGAUACCAAAGCCUCCCUUAAGCUAAGGAUCUUAAUCAAUUAAUGGAGAAGAUGAAUAAAAUUAUCGAAGUGCCCCUUAAAGUCCUGGUUUAAAAAAAAUUGUACAAAUUGGGGCUUUAACUCCUGACGAAAUUAAAGAUUUUGUCGUAGAAAGAAGAAAUUAAACUAACAGUGCAAAAAGAAUAGAAGUUUUAAAGAAAAGUGGUCGUUAUACACCUACAAUUAUAUAUAAAUAUAGAUAACAAUCAGCCUCCUUUAGAAGUCCAUCAAGGGCUACUAAUAUAUCACCAAUCUACCCUACUUAAAAAUGAGAUUAUUUUAAAUUUAUUUUGUAGUAGAUGC